This is a messenger RNA of Sphaeramia orbicularis (orbiculate cardinalfish), 3310 nucleotides long. RefSeq names its product gamma-aminobutyric acid type A receptor subunit rho2a (gene gabrr2a). Bases 192 to 1634 code for a protein of 480 amino acids. Gene Ontology annotation, cellular component: membrane. The transcript is spliced from 9 exons. Lineage: Eukaryota; Metazoa; Chordata; Actinopteri; Kurtiformes; Apogonidae. Gene Ontology annotation, molecular function: GABA-A receptor activity; extracellular ligand-gated monoatomic ion channel activity. Gene Ontology annotation, biological process: monoatomic ion transmembrane transport. The record is from RefSeq and is a predicted model, not a curated record.
GGAUCACACACACAUACACACGCGCCUUCCUCUCCUGCAGCCUCUCGCGCGGCGGAACAGCCUGAUGCCAUGAGCGCGGACGCAUCCUCCUCCAUCCUGUGCUGAACCAUGCGCUGCCGGCUGAGCCCUGCUGGAAUGAACCGACUGAGAGGGGCUUUCAAGGGACACACCUGUGGAUUUGCGCCGUCAAGAUGCCUUAUUUGACCAAACCUCUGAUUUUACUCCUAUGUCUGGUCGUUACCGGGGAAUGCCGUAAGCACAGCCACCGGGUACGGAGAUGGACCGGUACCGUGGAGACCCAAAAGCAUGGCACCUCCCUGGCAAAGAAACCUCCAGAUGUGACCAAGUCUCGCAAAAUGAAGACAGAGCAUCUGCUCAAAGUAGAUGAUCAUGACUUCACCAUGAGGCCGGCGUUUGGAGGUCCCGCAAUCCCCGUUGGAGUGGAUGUUCAGGUGGAGAGCUUAGACAGCAUCUCUGAGGUCGACAUGGACUUCACCAUGACCCUGUACCUGAGGCACUACUGGAAAGAUGAGCGUCUGUCGUUCAGCAGCAGCACCAAUAAGAGCAUGACCUUUGACGGCCGCUUGGUCAAGAAGAUCUGGGUCCCUGACGUCUUCUUCGUCCACUCGAAGAGGUCUUUCAUCCACGACACCACCACGGACAACAUCAUGCUUCGAGUGUUUCCUGAUGGACAUGUGCUCUACAGUUUGAGGGUGACGGUGACGGCCGCCUGUAACAUGGACUUCAGCCGCUUCCCACUGGAUUCUCAGACCUGUUCACUGGAGCUGGAGAGCUAUGCCUACACUGAUGAGGACUUGAUGCUGUACUGGAAGAGCGGCGACGAGUCUUUAAGCACCGACGAUCGCAUCUCCUUAUCACAGUUCCUCAUCCAGAAGUUCCACACCACGUCUCGCCUGGCCUUCUACAGCAGCACAGGCUGGUACAAUCGUCUUUACAUCAACUUCACAUUGCGACGCCACAUCUUCUUCUUCCUGCUGCAGACGUACUUCCCCGCCACGCUUAUGGUGAUGCUGUCAUGGGUGUCCUUUUGGAUCGACCGCCGAGCCGUGCCGGCCAGAGUUUCCCUGGGCAUCACCACAGUGCUGACCAUGUCCACCAUCAUCACCGGCGUGAACGCAUCGAUGCCCCGGGUGUCCUACAUCAAGGCCGUGGACAUUUACCUGUGGGUCAGCUUCGUCUUCGUCUUCUUAUCUGUGCUGGAGUACGCCGCUGUCAACUACCUGUCGACUGUGCAGGACAGACGUGAGCGCAAGAUGAGAGAGCGUGCACGGUCCCAGUCUCUGCCAUGCACCUGCGGGAUGUCCCAGACCCGAACCAUGACCAUGCUAGACGGUACCUACAGCGAGGCCGACACCAACAGCUUGGCCGGAUACACCGAGGAGCCCAUGGUGCCCGAGGAGGAACAGGAGGAGAUGCACGACGUUCCCGAAAAACCUGAACACAUGGUGGUCCAUCUGUCAGUGAGUAGCGAGUCCACCACCACGAAGAAAAAGAAGAGUCUCCGUGCGCUCAACAUCAUCCAGAACACACAUGCCAUCGAUAAAUACUCCCGGAUGAUUUUCCCUGGUUCGUACAUCUUCUUCAACCUAAUUUACUGGUCCGUCUACUGCUGAAAGCCAGACUCAAAGAGUCCGAACAGAGGCCACGUAUAUGAACAUACGGACAGUAUGAACGCUGCUUUCAAAUUGGACACUUGUGGACAACCGACAGUGCUGUUGUACUGUAUGUCUGCCGGUAGAUCAUUGGGUUUAAGGCCUUAGAGAACAGCACUAAAGAGAUCAACCUUAUUCCCUCUGUGCAGACUUGGCGACCGAUCAAAGCGCUCCUUUUUAUUUAUUUUUCCUCACGCAGCAAUUUGAAUGUUCAUAACUGCUGUUUAAAUGAAUAAAAGAAUAAUCUGAAUGAUAUUUGUAAACUGCUGAUGCUCAUUCUCUCAGUCUUUUUUCAGCUUUGUCAAGUCAGCUGCUGUUGAAAAAGCUCUUUGUACUCAUGACUGCUUUUCCUAGAGUUUAUCAUAUGAUGUUGGCUCCGGCUAAAGGAAGAGCCACAUUUUACAAUUGACUUGUAAAUUAAGCUAAGCUAGACUUUGUUUUCUUCCUGUGAGGUUGACGGAUCUGUGUAAUUUAAUUUCUCUGUGAUGAGCUGCAAGAUGAGAUUAAGGUUGUUAUAAUGCUGUUGGACAAAUUAUCUCGCAAUCAUGACUGUAACUAUCCCUUUAUCUCAAAAUAUAUUGUUUUCUUGUGAUCUCAACUUUCUUCUCAUUACCUCAUGACAGCAAAUGUUGAUUAUAGCUUCCUUCUUAAGUGAAAGAUAAUAAUGUGAUUCUAAUUUAAUGUUUAUGUUAUGUAGACUAAGUCAGUCUAACAGCUCUAUGCAGCUUUGAAGUAACGGCUAAUGUUAGCUCGCUAACACGCAAACAAAAACAUGUUCUGCAGCUAAAGUUUCAUCAUUUUAGCAUAUUUGCUUUUUUGCAGUAAAGACAAAGAACAGAUGAGUCUGACAGGUGUCAUUAAUUUGUAUUUGGUCAAAAACUAUAAUAUGUAACAAACUGACCUGACAGUGACACUAAAAAAAAAAAAAAAAAAAAAAAAAAUUCCAUGGAUUACCAAAGUUGCUACAGUUCAGACUAAUGGGGGCAGGAGUGGGUUGAUGCUAGAAUAGAUUGUCCACUGGACUGUGAUUGGCUGUUUCAUUGCACAGCUGUGAUUGGUUCAUGAGAUGUUGCAAUCAAAUCAAGUCAGAAUCAAAUUUUAUUUGUAUAGCACCAAAUCAUAACAAAAAUCAUCUCAUGACACUUUACAUUUAGACCAGACUCUUGAUAAGCCACUAACUAUGUCAUAAUGUGCUGAUACCAAUAGCAUAGCAUGCUAAUCAUGUAUAGCAUCUCUUUACUUCAGUACACUAAAGAGUGGUUUUAUGGUCAUUAACUUGUUCAUAAAACUCUUUGGCAUAACGGUUGGCUAAAUGUAGGUAUAAUAUGAACACAGGCAGUUGUGGACUUUGCUCAGGUCUGCUCUGUUUUGCUACUGACUGACAGGUGACCUAAAUACCUUUCACCAACCUCUCUCCAGACUGAAAGUGUAAGUGGUACAUCUGUACCACCUAAAAUGACUGCUCUGUACGAAGUCAGAAAACAGUCUCAGAGUUCAAAGUGAUAGCAUGAUAAAGCUGCUUUUCCAAACAACCACAAGAAAGAAAGCUUAAAUUUUGAAUCAUUAAGUCCAAAAUAGUUGAUGAUUAAUAUCCAGUCAACCAAAAAAUUUAAGUUUUAAGUUUAAUCUAUAAUAAA